AUGAGAGAAUCCAAUCAUAGAUUUGUUUUAAAUAAUAGGGCAGCAGUAAUUAUAAAUACCUCGAUUUAUGAUCGUAGAGCAUUAGAUACCAAUAGUGAUAUCCCAUUAAUCAAUUCCUUAAAUUUUUUAACGUACCAUGCAUCAAACUCAGCAAAGGUUAGAGAAGCCAUGGCUUCGGAUGGUGCCAUUGGAAGGUUAGUUAACAUACUAAAUGAAUGUUAUUUGCCAUUAAAUGAAUUUUUGUAUUAUAAUACAAGUGGUAAUAAGACUAAUGUCGAAAUGUUGGAGAUAAAAAAGAGAUUAUCAAUAUUAACUUGGAAAUGGACCUUAGCUUUUCAAUGUUUGAUUCUAGCUGGGACAAGAGGCAGCGAAAAAGUUAGAUUAAAGUUGGUUGAAGCUGGUGUUAUUCCUAUAUUAGCUACGAUUUUAGACAAUUAUUUGAUCUUUGAGAAAAAUUUUGAUAACGAAACGGAUAAAACUUUGGAUUAUUCUUUAUUAGAUAUCCGUAUGUUAAAUGAAACCUUCAUUGGAGACAUUAACAAUUGGGAUAAUAUGAAGAACUAUGCAUAUAUAUUGGACGAUACAUCGUAUUUAGAAAGUGAUUCUAAGAAACACAUAUCUGUGGAAUAUUUGAAGGCUGAUUCGUUUUUACUGUCAGAUGAUUUUUACUCCAUGUUUGAAAGGAAUUUGAACCAGGAAAAGAUUGAUUUAACUAAGGAUAAAGAGCUUUUCACUGACAAUAAAAUAACAAAUUUUCCAAAGCCUAGAGAUAUGAUAUAUGGGAAAAUUAUUCCUAAAGUCGAUGAUGUUAUUUGGUCAUUGCAAUUAUUAGCAUUUUUAUCCAAAUACACGUUAAUUAAAAAAUCUUUAUUGUCAACCACGUUACUCGAUAGACUCUCAUUUAGAACAAUUAUCAACAGAAGUAAACAGCUUUCGGUCAGUCCACAUAUGUUAUGUAAGAUACCUAGUGAUGACGAUGAAUUUACUCAAUAUGAUGAUUUGAUUUAUAACAAACACCCUGGUGACCUUUUUGAAGAAAAAGACGAGUUUUUGAACACCUUUUUAAGCGGUGAUUUCUUUGAAGACUACAAUAAUGGAGUUAAAGAACAAAACUUGGAUGGUCUAAAAGAUCAUAUAAACCCACGCAGACUUCAAAGAUUAAAAAAUGAAUAUGAGGUACAGAAAAGAUAUAAACAGAAGUGGGAUCCCAACAUCUUAGACAGGCAUGUAAUAGAAAAUAAUAAUUUAUUGAAAAACUAUAAUUUAAACAUUUUUUUAUUGGUGGAAAAAUAUACGUGUCACAGACAUAACGAUAAAAAUAUUGUUUAUUGGAGUUCAGUUAUUAUGAGAAACUCUUGCAAAAAAAAUGAAUUUUCUGGCGUAAGGCAAUGUGCCAAUUUUAACUGUGGAAGAUGGGAACAAUAUCCAAAACAAUUUGCCAAGUGCAGAAGAUGCAAGAGAACCAAAUAUUGCUCUAGGGAUUGCCAACUUAAGGCUUGGACAUAUCAUAGGUAUUGGUGUCAAGAAGCUGGAUGCAGUCAUUUAUAUCACGUCACCAAUACCGAUGCCACUACUAAUGCUAAUGCAUCUAUUGCUACUACAAAUUCACCCACCACGCCCGUAGUAAGUGUUAACAUACAAAAUAAUAAUACUAAUAAUGGUGAUAAUAAUACUGACAAUGGUGAUAAUAAUAAUACUAACAAUAAUAAUAAUAAUAAUAAUAAUAAUAAUAAUAAUAAUAAUAAUGGUGACAGUAGCAAUGACAAUGAGGAAGAACGUCUUAAUAAUAGACCUAUGGGUAGUGGGGCCAUUAUGGACGCUAAUACUGCAGAAGUUGCAGUCACGCGGCCAAGAGCUAGAACGGGUUUAAAUAAUAAUCAAAACAUAAAUGCUAUUGAGGUUCGCGCAUUGAUGAUAAAUAACCAAUUGAGGCAUGUUAAUGUAGAAAAUAAUGAGCAACAACAACCUCGAAAUUUUAUUCCUAUAUCUGCUGCUGCAAGUGCUAAUUCCGCUUCUAUUUCUUACGAUAAUGGUAAUAGCAAUAAUAAUACUGGCAAUAGCAGUCAUGACAAUGGCAGUGCAGUUUCUACUAGGUCUCAACAAGAAAAUACUGAGGGUGAAUUUGAUGAAGAAGAUACCGAUUCUGCUGGCUCGUUUAAUACACAAGAUGUAACUGUGAAUGUUACAGACCCUAAUAUCCAAUCAACUGAUAAUUCUUCUGAUAGUGGUAAUGUGGUCAGAAGGGGUGAGGGUGCAACAUUAAUAGGUCCAUCUUCGUAG
This is a messenger RNA of Saccharomycodes ludwigii, 2280 nucleotides long. It is a transcript of the gene MUB1, whose product is annotated as MYND-type zinc finger protein MUB1. Gene Ontology annotation, biological process: ubiquitin-dependent protein catabolic process; establishment or maintenance of cell polarity. The coding region runs from base 1 to 2280 and encodes 759 amino acids. Gene Ontology annotation, cellular component: MUB1-RAD6-UBR2 ubiquitin ligase complex. The transcript has a single exon. The record is from RefSeq and is a predicted model, not a curated record. Lineage: Eukaryota; Fungi; Ascomycota; Saccharomycetes; Saccharomycodales; Saccharomycodaceae.